This is a messenger RNA of Paramecium tetraurelia, 864 nucleotides long. RefSeq lists its product as uncharacterized. NCBI's taxonomy places the organism in Eukaryota, Ciliophora, Oligohymenophorea, Peniculida, Parameciidae. The transcript is spliced from 5 exons. Gene Ontology annotation, cellular component: cytoplasm; nucleus; centrosome. Gene Ontology annotation, biological process: mitotic cell cycle phase transition; regulation of cyclin-dependent protein serine/threonine kinase activity. Gene Ontology annotation, molecular function: cyclin-dependent protein serine/threonine kinase regulator activity. The record is from RefSeq and is a predicted model, not a curated record.
AUGGAGUACAUCCAAAAAAUGAUAAGACCUUUUACAGAUCGCUCUAAUUACUACGUGUCUCAACCCAACUCAUUCAAGAGGAAAGAAUCAAAACACACCCAUGAUCCACAAUCAGUGUUGCUGUACAUCAAGCAGAUCUUUUUCACUCUCCAAACACAAUAGAACGUGAACAUGUCGUUUCUAAAUCCGAAUUAUUUUUCAGAUAUCCAAUCUGAUCUCAAUCCAGAGAUGAGAGCCCAGAUGAUAGACGAAGUUCAUAAGUUAUGCACAGCUCACAAGGCUCAGCGAAGGACUUUCCAUCAAACCAUUUAUUUGCUCGAUGUUUAUUUAAGUACAAAUAGAAUAUUUACCGCUCAAAUCGAUUCGAUAUAUAAGACAUGUUAUUUUGUGGCAUCCAAAUAUGAAGAAAUCUACCCAAGCCCAUUGUGGAGGUACACCUAUGACAGAGACGAAAUGCAAGAGAUCUUUUAGAUUGAAAAAGAAUUGCUCUCUCUCUUGGAUUUUAAGUUGGUUACAGCAUCCUCUUACGUGUGGUUAAACUAUUAUUGGACGAUUAUCAACAUAGCAGAGAAGACUUCGAAUUGGCUAACCUAUUCCUUACUCUUAUUGGAUGUUGCUGUUUACAAUAUCAAUAUCAUCAAAUACGAACCCUCCAAAAUUGCAUGUGCUUCUCUCUAUACCAGUGCCAUAAUGUUAAACAUUUAAAUGAAUUGGAAUAGUUUUGCAUCACAAUUUGGACUGCAUUUCCAACAUGAGAUUAAAGAAAUUUCAAACCUCAUCAUGAUAACAUUAAAAGACAGUGUAAAUUAAAAAAGAGAAAUUGUCAAGCAUAUGUAAUUGUAAAAAGAGAAAGAACUUUUUUGA